AUGCAGGCGUGCAAAGGCAGAGCUGGGUGCUCCCCCAGGGCUCAGGCUGGGACAACCCCGGCAGUUUUUGGCUGCCGUAUGGAGGACCACACCAAGCGUGUCCAGCCCAUCCCGCUCCCGGCCAUGCAGCAGAACUUGAACUACGGGUACCCCCAGAUUUUUUGGGUGGAUGGCUGUGCUGAAGCAAGUACUUCCUGCCCCUCAGCACCCCCUGUUGCUCCUUUCCCACCACCAGUACCGGACCGGAGGAAAAAGCCAGGGAAAAACAAGGAAAGGAGGGGCUUCGACUUCCUGGUGAUCUACUUGCUGCUCCUGCUGGCCUUCGCUGGAAUGGGGCUGAGCAUGUUUCGAAUUUUUCACCUGGAGAAGGAACUGGCUGAACUCAGAGAGUCUUCCAGUCCUGAACACAUCCCUCCAGCUCUGGAGAAACUCAUAGGGCAGAAGGAGUCAAUGAAAAAAGAAGAAAGAAAGGCAGCACACUUAACAGGGAGCCCAUCCCAGCAGGGCCUCCCUCUAGAGUGGGAGCCCAUCUCUGGCCAUGCCUACACCAGUGACAUUCAGUACCGUGACCGGGGGCUUGUCAUCAAUGAGACGGGGCUGUACUUCGUGUACUCCAACGUGCUGUUCCGGGGCAAUGUCUGCGACAACCAGGUGCUCACACACAUUGUCUACAAGAGAAACCCGAGCUCCCCGGGCAGCUACGUGCUGAUGGAGGACAAAGGCAUCAACUACUGCACGGGUCACAGGACGUGGGCCCGGAAAAGCAACCUGGGGGCUCUAUUCAGUCUCAGGAAGAUGGACAGUGUGCACGUCAACGUCUCCAAAAUCGCUCUGGUUAAUUUUGAGGAAUCCAAGACUUUCUUCGGCUUGUUUAAGCUUUGAAAUGGAGUGUGGCCAGCAGCGCCCCCUCACACACACCCUAGGAUGUGAGGGCUGCCUGAGUGCAGUGGCCAAACCAGGGUCACACACCACAAAACUCACCAUGAAACCAUGUUUUGGCCUUCAGUGUGAAAGAGUUCAAGCCACUGGCAAAGGCUUGAAAGCAGACACCUGGGAAGCACCAGAGCUGUACUGUGUCAACCUGAAGAGAACUGGACAUGUUCUCCUUACAAAGAAACCCCCACUAAACUCAAAAUGUGAUGUGCUGAAGACCCCAUUGAAACUCACUACUCGCUACCUGAGAAGAGGCUGGGGCCUGUGCCUCGCAUGGUGUCAUGGUCCUGGUGAGCUUGGGCCAGCAGGGACAGCUGGUGGGCAUUAUGGAGGUCCCUUGAGCCAGGACUGCAAGUGCCUGGGUUGUGCCACACUGCAGGGAGUGGUGUGGGAAUGAGUAGUGCCAACAACUGCUCACCCCGGGCCAUGGCUGCCUGCCCUGCCUGGGCAUGGGGCUCUGUGCUUGCUGUCCAACAGGCACCUGCCUGCAAGUUGGGCUGUUACAGCUGGUAUGUUCAUUUUGUGUUUAGUUAUUGAACUGUUCCCAUCCCAGAAAAUGCUCCUCAACCCCUUUAUUUAACUCAUCCUGACUGUCUUGCAAGGAACAUGCUAGAAGCAAUGGUGGCAUGAGGAGAGUCCUGACCCUGGAGUGGAACCAUGACCACACUGUGAGGGUGGGGCUGGUGAGGAGGCCAUGUGCUGACAGGAUCUGAACAGCAGGGCAGUGAGGCUUAAGGUGAAAGCAGCAUUUCCAACCCCCCUCCUGCCCUUUCAAUAUGUGAGGAUCCUCUGUGGAGAUCUGGUCUGCCACCCCUUUCAUGAUGCAUGUGGUGACAUGCUGGCAUCUAUCCAUGGCAUGGCUUCAACUGGCCCCCUUGUCAUGAGAUGUUGUCUCCUGAGC
This is a messenger RNA of Manacus vitellinus (golden-collared manakin), 1834 nucleotides long. RefSeq names its product Fas ligand (gene FASLG). Gene Ontology annotation, biological process: positive regulation of canonical NF-kappaB signal transduction; extrinsic apoptotic signaling pathway via death domain receptors; immune response. Gene Ontology annotation, molecular function: tumor necrosis factor receptor binding. NCBI's taxonomy places the organism in Eukaryota, Metazoa, Chordata, Aves, Passeriformes, Pipridae. Bases 1 to 882 code for a protein of 293 amino acids. The record is from RefSeq and is a predicted model, not a curated record. Gene Ontology annotation, cellular component: membrane. The transcript is spliced from 4 exons.